AUGGGUUCCAGAAUUUUAAUUUUCCUAGGUCUUGUAUUCGCAGUUGUGCUUUUCAUUUCUUCCGAAGUGUCCGCUAGAGACCUUGCAGCACAGACUUCCACCAACAACAAAAUUGAAGAGGCCAAUGGAUUGAAUGAAUCAAAAUAUGGUGAAUCUGGUGAAUCUGGUGGAGGAUAUAAUGGCGGUCGAGGUGGAUACAAUGGUGGUCAAGGUGGUUAUAAUGGUGGCAGAGGUGGCUACCCUGGCCAUGGUGGUGGCGGAGGCAGCCAUCCUAGCCAUGGUGGAGGAGGCUAUCCCGGCCGUGGUGGUGGCGGCGGUUGCUACUAUGGUUGUUGUAGGCGUAGCUACCAUGGAAGAGGCUACUCAAGGUGCUGUUCCUAUGCUGGUGAAGCUGUUGAUGCUGAGCCUGAAGCCAAACCUCACAACUAAAAGAGUGCUCUUGG
Messenger RNA from Ziziphus jujuba (common jujube), 443 nucleotides. RefSeq names its product cold and drought-regulated protein CORA. NCBI's taxonomy places the organism in Eukaryota, Viridiplantae, Streptophyta, Magnoliopsida, Rosales, Rhamnaceae. The transcript is spliced from 2 exons. Bases 1 to 429 code for a protein of 142 amino acids. The record is from RefSeq and is a predicted model, not a curated record.